Oryzias latipes (Japanese medaka) is the source of this 3116-nucleotide messenger RNA. RefSeq names its product G-protein coupled receptor 22. Lineage: Eukaryota; Metazoa; Chordata; Actinopteri; Beloniformes; Adrianichthyidae. Gene Ontology annotation, molecular function: peptide binding; G protein-coupled receptor activity. Gene Ontology annotation, biological process: G protein-coupled receptor signaling pathway; cellular response to hormone stimulus. The record is from RefSeq and is a predicted model, not a curated record. Gene Ontology annotation, cellular component: plasma membrane.
GAGGAGGAGAGCAGAGAGAUACCAGGAGUGUGAUGGUUUGCACUUCCAUCCAGGCAGUUAGACAGGAGAGGAGCAUUACGGAGUUGCUUAAAUCGGGAGCACUCACAAAAACAGUUUAACUGGAUGCCGAGGAGCAAAAAUGAGACAACAUGACGGGGGAAUCAUCUUUAAUUUCAUCUUUGAGUCUUUGUCAGCAAGCUUCUAUUCUUCUGAUGGAUACUUGUGUGGAAAAGAGUGACUCCUAAAUUAAAAACCUGGUUGAAUUUUCCUGUCUGACUCUUGCAAAAAGCAGGAGGUAAAGCAGCAGUUACAUCAACACUCGGCUAAAACUGUUGCGGACGCCAAAGGACAGGGGACAUCCCGGUGAACGGAGCAGCUCACAUUCUCUUGUUGACGGUCAUUCCGCACCAAACACCUGGGACUAAGAAACCGCAGAAGAUGCAGCCCGUGUUCUAGCAUUUGUCUAAAGUGUGGGGCUUUCUGUGUUGUGAAACCAUCUUCCACUACCUUGUGAUAGUGACCUUUAAACUGUCUGCUGGACUACCCUCUAGCACAUGCUCUUCCUGGUGAUUGCAUAUGCCAUGGUGGCUGGAUACGCGUGCACUUACGCCAUCUCUGGUGAUCCAAGGUUCGAUAUGAGCCAAAAACCCAGUUUAAAAGUUAAUGACAGUGGGAUCCAGAAGAACAGAGGCUGAUGAGAAAAGUGGAGAGUGAAGGUUUGUUCCAUUAGUGCUCCCAGGGGGAGACAUGGGUCUGGAUGCUUCCCCAGCCCACUGACCUAUCCCUAACAAAUCCUGGACACUGCUUGUUUUAUUCUACUGCUGGAGAAUCUUCAUGGUUUACUGACAGCUCUGCUUGUUGGAGUACGUGCCGAUGGAUGUAACAAAAUUUUAAUAUUUACAUAUCUAUCUUUACACUGUGAACUAAAAAAACAUAACAAAAAGCAGGGAUUUGGAUGACAUUUUGAGAAGCACUGUGCAGUGGAGCGUCUGUGUUUCUUUAUUUUUCUUUGUUGGCUCAAACCUUUCCUGGCUCAGAACGUCGUGGAAUUAUAAACAGGCAAUGUCUCCAAAGUUGUAUCCCUUUUCCAAUUGCCUCUCAAUGCUCACCGAAGCAAAAAUACACCUGAGAAAUCUUUCGUAGACUACAAUUGUGCAUAUUCUCUAACGUCCAGCGGUGCAGAUGGUGAAUUCCCAAGGUUCCACGCCAUUGAGGUCACUGAAAAAAGCUUGCGCCCAACAGCCAGGAGCUUGUGCUGCUGUCAGCCUCUCUGAGAUGGACUUGCAGUGAAAGGAAAAGCAUCGCUGGGGGGCUCUGGUGGAGCGGAAACACUUUUCCACAGGCUAUGUUUGGAUGUGAUGCUCGUCUCCGAGGACCUAACGUGGACUCCGUGCCCUGAUUACAUAGCCCUGGUAUUCAGAUAAUUCUGGAGGGAAGGGAUAAUGCAUAUUCUUCUCUGCCCAGAAAAACAAGCCAUCAUGAGCAACGUUACAGUAACCGACAACACUGAAUCCAUCAGCCGCAUCAUGAGCCCGGCAAUAACCAGCCCCCACCCUUACCCUGUGAGUUUCCAAGUCUCCCUCACAGGCUUCCUCAUGCUGGAGAUCCUGCUGGGCCUGAGCUCAAACAUUACUGUGCUCGCCCUCUACUGUAUGAAGUCGAAUCUUGUAAGCUCCGUCAGUAACAUCGUCACAAUGAAUCUCCAUGUGUUGGAUGUACUAGUUUGUGUUUGCUGUAUCCCUCUCACCAUUGUGGUGGUGCUGCUUUCCCUGGAAGGAGACACUGCCCUAGUCUGCUGUUUCCAUGAAGCCUGCGUCUCCUUUGCUAGUAUCGCCACCGCUGCAAACGUGCUUGCCAUCACCCUUGAUCGCUAUGACAUCUCAGUUAAACCUGCAAACCGAGUGCUGACAAUGGGCAGGGCUCUGGCCCUGCUGGCUACUAUUUGGGUGCUAUCCUUUCUUAGCUUCCUUGUACCCUUUAUUGAGGUGGGAUUCUUUGCCCAAGGUCAAGCAGAACUGAAUCAGACGGUCGUGGAAAAUAUGUCUGAAACAAACCAAUUUUACAAUGAACAUGGACUGUAUUACCACUUGCUGGCUCAGAUUCCUAUUUUCUUCUUCACUGCCAUUGUGAUGCUUAUUACUUACUCAAAGAUCCUGCAGGCACUGAACAUUCGUAUUGGAACACGUUUCCACAAUUCACAAAAGAAGAAGGCUCGAAGGAAAAAGCGUCCCUCCAUGACGGCCAUGACGACACAGCAGGAGGCCACGGAUGGCUCUCAAAGCAGCGGCAGCCGCAAUCCCACACUUGGUAUGCGCACCUCUGUGUCUGUCAUAAUUGCUCUGCGCAGGGCUGUCAAGCGCCACAGAGAGAGACGAGAACGCCAAAAGAGGGUUUUCAGGAUGUCCCUUUUGAUUGUUUCUACCUUUCUUUUGUGCUGGACUCCCAUCACUGUACUGAACACAGUCAUCUUGAGCACGGGUCCCAGUGACUUAAUGGUCAAGUUAAGACUGGGUUUCCUGGUUAUGGCCUAUGGGACUACUGUUUUUCACCCUUUACUCUACGCCUUCACACGGCAGAAGUUCCAGAAAGUCUUAAAAAGCAAAAUGAAGAAACGAGUGGUCUCAAUCAUUGAGGCAGAUCCCACCCCCAACAAUGCCAUCAUUCACAACUCUUGGAUUGACCCAAAGAGGAACAAAAAGGUUACUUUUGAGGACAAAGAUGCUCGAUUGAAGUGUCUAUCUUCUGUAGAUGUGGAGUGAAGGAACUACCUAUGCUGGGCUAAAACAAAAAUAAUCCAGUCAAAGCAGCUAACAGUGACAUCAGGGGAUGAUUAAAAAGGGAACAUGGUAAUCCAAAGCAUUCAUGUAAAAAGUGCAAUAGAAUGUACAUAGAUAGAAGUUCAAUAAUUUAUUAUAAUUAUUUAUUGAGAACAAUGUAGUUUCAUAGGUAUCUUAUAUAUUGUAGAUAUUGCAUGGCCUUUUGUAACAGUAGUGAUACACAGCACAUUGUAUAAAAUACAUGUAAAAAGGGUGAAUAAGUUCUUUAAUAGAGACAGAGGUAGUAAGUGUGAUGUAAGCAUAUAUUUAUAAAUAAAACUUGUGGUGACUUAUGUAACA